Molecule: messenger RNA, 4165 nt
Organism: Cebus imitator (Panamanian white-faced capuchin)
Lineage: Eukaryota; Metazoa; Chordata; Mammalia; Primates; Cebidae
Gene: ZNF432
Product: zinc finger protein 432
Exons: 5
Coding region: 1614-3569 (651 amino acids)
Biological process (GO): central nervous system development; regulation of transcription by RNA polymerase II
Cellular component (GO): nucleus
Molecular function (GO): RNA polymerase II cis-regulatory region sequence-specific DNA binding; DNA-binding transcription factor activity, RNA polymerase II-specific
Source: RefSeq, a predicted model, not a curated record
AAUUUUGAUUAUUUUUAAUUUCUAAUUCUAUUUUCUAAUUCAAUUGUUUCUAAAAUAUAUUUUUUAGAGCAAUUUUAGGUUCCCAGCAAAAUUUAGUAGUACAGAGAUUUUCUGUAUAGCUCCUUCUCCGUUAUCAACAUUCCCCACCAAAGUGGGAGUUACAUUAUCACCCAACAUCCAUAGUUUAUAUUUAGUUAAUGCAUGUACAUUGUGUGGAUUUAGACAAGUAUUAUACAGUGGCAUGUACUCACCAUCACAGGAACAUAAGGAGGACUUUCACUACCCUAAAAAUCCUCUGUGCUCCACCUAGAUUUGUAUUCUUUUCACUUCUGUCACUUGUUGUUUCACGUUUUGUAGCUGGUUUUAAGUGCAUACAAGAUUCUCAAACCAUCCCUGUAAAUUGACAUUUUUAUAAUGUAACCUCCCUGUCGCUCAGGCUGGAGUACAUACACUAUGAUAAAAAGAGUGCAUACAGUAUGAUUCUACAGAUCUACAGUGAGAGGGCAGCUCGCCGGCUGCCCAGAGUGCGUGUUUCGUAGUCGCGGCAGGGUAAAAGGCCUGAUUGGGAUGAGGCUGGAAAGACGGUCACGAGGUCGACUUUUUCAGCUCAUUUGGUGAUUGCUGCAUCCCCCAUACCACCUCACUUUCCCAGAUAUGUUUGUUCUUCUGAAGACAUUUCCAUGAGCCAGUUCCACCGCAAACUUCCCAGAAAGCGUUAGUUCUGCUGUACGGACACCGAACUUCCCCUAAGAUGGCCCCGCCCACGGUGCUCUCGCCUAACAGCGCGGUUACUUGAAACGCAUCGUUUUUUUUUUAGUCCCGCUUGCUUCAGUUUUUAUACGGCCUCUAAAACGCUUCGCAUUUAGAACAGUGAUUGAGGUGGCAGAGGUGACUUUAAUUUUCCACUGAGCUGAGACGUCACAGUCGUCAUGACCGCUAAGAACGGAUGCCGCUCCUUUGUGUAAUGGGCUCCGGCCUUUGAGAAGUUUGCGCCGUUCCCUGUCCCCUUCAAUGAGAAGACCAACUUAUUCUGUUUCCUGUCCGUUCAGGGGACUUUACCCCCACGCCAUUUCUGCCUGUGUGAACUCAACCCUCUAAUAACCUCCAUUUUCUGCCAGGGAUGAGGUGUCUGGAAAUCGGACAGUUGUAGGGCACUCUGCCCACCGCGUCUCGCGGAUGCUGUUCCUUCUGUACGUCACGUACUCAAAGAUGGCCGCCCGCAGAGCAGCGAAGCGAAGGCGGCGCGGGCGAGUCUCCUCCUGAGGAAAAACCGGAAGCCUCCAUUCCGCUUUCCGGGGAAACGCGGUGGACCCUCUCCGGAGGUUUAUGCGGGAGGGAGCUGGGCUAGGGGCCCAGAAGUGGAAGAAGUUUAGGGAAGUUCAGCCUUUAAGAGGUCGCGGCGAUUCCAAGGACAGUCAGUCAAUAGGUCCUGGCUACCCUGGGAAGAGACAAGAAAUGAAUGAAGAAAGAGGAAGAUUCCAGGACCUAGAUAUGAUUUCUGUGAAUACGCUUCACUGGUAGUGACCGGGGUUUCUAACUAGAAAUUUAAGGCAGAUCCAGAGGAGACAAAGACAGAGUAUCCCAGUGCUGGCCAUUUCCGACAACAGAAGAAAAUGCUCAAUGCCCAGGAAUCGCUGACACUGGAGGAUGUUACUGUGGAGUUCACCUGGGAGGAGUGGCAGCUCCUGGACCCUUUUCAGAAGGACUUGUAUCGGGAUGUGAUGUUGGAGAUCUACAGCAACCUGGUAUCAGUGGGUUUUCAAGUCAGCAAACCAGAUGCACUCUCCAAGUUGGGACAAGGAGAACCAUGGAUAAUAGAAGAUGAAAGGCAUAGUCGAAUCUGUCCAGAAAAUAACAAAGUUGAUGAACAUCUUCAGGAUCACUUGGAAAAUCAAAGGAUGCUGAAGAGUGUGAAACACCACCAUAAACAUAAUGCAUUUGGAAAUACUGCCUCUCAAACCAAAAGCCAUUGUCUUUUCAGGGAAAAUCAUGAUACAUUUGAGUUGUAUAUAAAAACUUUGAAAUCAAAUUUAAGUUUAGUCAACCAGAACAAAAGCUGUGAAAUUAAGAACUCUAAUAAAUUUAAUGGAGAUGGGAAAUCAUUUCUUCAGGGUAAGUAUGAAGAGCUUCAUUCUGCAGCUAAAUUCUCUGUAAGUACAAAAUCCAAUAGCAUCAAAUCCCAAGUCAGUAAGCAUCAAAGAACUCAAGAAAUAGAGAAAAACCACAUAUGCAGUGAAUGUGGGAAAGCAUUUGUCAAGAAGUCUCAGCUCACUGAUCAUGAGAGAGUUCAUACUGGAGAAAAACCUUACGGAUGUACUUUGUGUGCAAAAGUGUUCUCCAGAAAGUCCAGGCUAAAUGAACAUCAAAGAAUUCAUAAAAGAGAGAAAUCUUUUAUAUGCAGUGAAUGUGGAAAAGUCUUCACUAUGAAGAGUCGUCUGAUUGAACAUCAGCGAACUCAUACUGGAGAGAAGCCCUAUGUAUGCAAUGAAUGUGGAAAAGGCUUCCCAGGCAAACGUAAUCUGAUUGUACAUCAGCGAAAUCAUACUGGAGAGAAAUCCUAUGUAUGUAGUGAAUGUGGAAAAGGCUUCACUGGGAAGAGCAUGCUUAUCAUACAUCAACGAACUCAUACAGGAGAGAAACCCUACAUUUGUAGUGAAUGUGGGAAAGGCUUUACCACAAAGCACUAUGUCAUCAUACAUCAGCGAAAUCAUACAGGAGAGAAACCGUAUAUAUGCAAUGAAUGUGGGAAAGGCUUCACCAUGAAGAGCCGUAUGAUUGAACAUCAACGAACUCAUACAGGAGAGAAACCCUAUGUAUGCAAUGAAUGUGGAAAAGCCUUUCCCAGGAAGAGUAAUCUCAUUGUACAUCAGAGAAAUCAUACAGUAGAGAAAUCAUAUCUAUGUAGUGAAUGUGGAAAAGGUUUUACUGUGAAAAGCAUGCUCAUAAUACAUCAGCGAACUCAUACUGGAGAGAAGCCCUACAUAUGCAGUGAAUGUGGGAAAGGCUUCCCCUUGAAGAGUCGGCUGAUUGUACAUCAGCGAACUCAUACUGGAGAGAAACCUUACAGGUGCAGUGAAUGUGGGAAAGGUUUCAUUGUGAAUAGUGGACUGAUGUUACAUCAGCGAACUCAUACUGGAGAGAAACCCUACAUAUGCAGUGAAUGUGGAAAAGGUUUUGCCUUUAAGAGCAAUCUUGUUGUACACCAGCGAACUCAUACUGGAGAGAAACCCUUUUUGUGCAGUGAAUGUGGAAAAGGCUUCACCAUGAAACGCUAUCUCAUUGUACAUCAGCAAAUUCAUACAGGAGAGAAGUCUUGUAUAUGUAGUGAAUGUGGAAAAGGCUUUGCCAUGGAAACUGAGCUUGCUUUACAUAAGCAAGUUCAUACUGGAGAAAAACCUUAUGGAUGCAAUGAAUGUGGUAAAGGCUUUACUGUGAAGAGCCGUCUAAUUGUUCAUCAACGAACUCAUACAGGAGAGAAACCUUUUGUAUGCAGUGAAUGUAAAAAAGCCUUCUCCUCAAAGAGAAAUCUCAUUGUACAUCAGCGAACUCAUAAUGGAAACAAACCCUAACAAUGCAAUGGACAUGGUUAUGCCUUUGGGAAGCAAAUAUGUCUUGUACAACAUCAGAGAUUUCACAGUAUAGAUUUUCUUUAUGUGUACCGAGUAUGAAAAAUCAUAUUUCAAAAUCCAGUGUUAUCUACUAGAUGAAUGCUAUCAAUGUCAGAAAGCCUUCAUCAUGAAUUCAGGCUCUGAAUUCUUUGAUGUACCAGUGUAUAUAAAAUAACUCAUCUGAGAGAGAUUCUGUGGAUUGGGGGUAACCUUUCAUUUGUCAGUCUUCACUACAAUUAUAAAAAUGUGCACAUGAGAAAUGUAUAAGGUAAAUAGUCCUUUUGCAGAGAAUCUGAACUGAUUACAUACAAGUAAACUCAUGCAGAGGGAAAACCAUGUUAGUAAUGUGAACAUAUUAAACAUCAGUGUGUUCCUAGCAUACAUACAUGUAGGCAGUGUAGAGCAGCCUGUUGCCAGAUUUUCACCCUUGGAAGAUUAUGCAAUUUGCAGGAGUGAAUUUUAAUGAAUGCAGAGAAUGCACUAGUGCCUUAAGUGAUUAAUUACCUCAUAUUGUUUGUCACAAUAACGAAGGAAAUAAACUUGACAUAUCCAAUGCA